Brassica napus (rape) is the source of this 1119-nucleotide messenger RNA. Its product is annotated as transcription factor MYB54-like. Gene Ontology annotation, molecular function: RNA polymerase II cis-regulatory region sequence-specific DNA binding; DNA-binding transcription factor activity, RNA polymerase II-specific. The record is from RefSeq and is a predicted model, not a curated record. Gene Ontology annotation, cellular component: nucleus. NCBI's taxonomy places the organism in Eukaryota, Viridiplantae, Streptophyta, Magnoliopsida, Brassicales, Brassicaceae. The transcript has 3 exons. Gene Ontology annotation, biological process: regulation of DNA-templated transcription. Bases 300 to 1001 code for a protein of 233 amino acids.
AUAUAUAUGUAUACGUGCUGUUGCUCUUCACCUUUCUUCUGGUUCCCACAUACCCAUCUUCCCCAACCUUUCCCAAAAAGAAAAACUUAGGGUUUUAAGCCUCACAAUUCAUACAGAUAUGUAUAUAUAUAAAACACACAAACGCAUAAAAUAAUUGCGUAUGUUGUUUAUGUAACAUCUGUGUGUUUUAUUUUCUUGUGAUAUUUUUCUUUGUUCUUGUAUUGGUUUAGAUCGUUACGCUUGAGAUAAAGGUGUUCAGUAAUUAAUUAAAAAGAUCAGCGUAAAGAAAGAAAAGGAUCAUGUGUAGUCGAGGCCAUUGGAGACCAGCAGAAGACGAGAAGCUCAAGGAUCUGGUCGAACAAUAUGGUCCUCAUAACUGGAACGCCAUAGCCCUCAAACUACCUGGUCGAUCUGGUAAGAGUUGUAGAUUGAGAUGGUUUAAUCAACUGGAUCCGAGAAUAAAUCGAAACCCUUUCACUGAAGAAGAAGAAGAAAGACUUUUAGCGGCUCACCGGAUCCAUGGGAACAGGUGGUCCAUCAUCGCUAGACUUUUCCCUGGAAGAACUGACAACGCCGUCAAGAACCAUUGGCAUGUUAUCAUGGCUCGACGCACACGUCAAACCUCCAAGCCUCGUAUUCUUACCUCCACGACUUCUUCUUUAUUGGCGACUGACCAAAUCAUGAUGGCUUCUGGUGAUCGGAAGAGAAUACUUGGGGACGGUAUCAGUUACGCUUACCAAUUCUCUCAUAUCAAUCAUCUUCAGUUCCUAGAGGAGUUCUUCACCCAAAAGAUCGCUUUCAAUACCAAAGAUGCGAUGGUAGCAAAUCAGAGUAAAAAGCCUGUGGAGUUCUACAAUUUUCUACAAGUAGAUAUGGAUUCUAACAAGAGCGAGAAUAUUGAUCAAGAUUCAGACCAAAGCAACCCCCAUGACUCGGACAACAAAAAAGAAAGUCGUGUUCCUUUCUUCGACUUUUUAUCUGUUAAAAACUCUACUUCCUAGGGUUAACUCGUUUGCAGUAUAUCCUUAUAUGUAUACGUAUGUAAGUCAUAAAUUUCUAGAUUUAACUAAUUAGUCUGUAUACUUACGAGACUUGACAUCGAUUACACGUAUGUUUGAC